GCGGGGCAGUUGCCCGGCGCCAUGGAGCGCGGAGUCGUGCAGGAGCGGCAGCUCCGCUGGCAGACUUUGGCGGCUCUGCGCACCUCCAGCAAGGGACAACUGAGCUACCGCCGUCACUGGCUCCAGGAUGAGGAUGUCUUGAAAGGAUGCAUGACUCCUCUUGUGCUGUCCCCUUAUUCUGGCUGGGUCCUAGACAGAGUGGUUGGGCAACCAGGCCAAGAAAAUGCAUCCUCCAGAAGUUCAACACCUAAAGAAUGCACUCCCCUCACAAGUGGGUCCUGUUCCCAAGAGAAGGUCACAUCUGGCAGCCUCCAGGGCUCUUCACCACUUUCAUCUACAGAGCCAAGUGAAACAAAGGGAAACAGUGACCUCAGCCUGCUGGAAACAGAGCAAGAAAUCAUUCAGGCAGUUCUGCCAUCUAAAGCUACUGAAGUUGAAGGCUGCAUUCGGAUGUAUGAAGAGAUGCACAGCUUGAAAGGAAAGGAGGGGCUCAGGCAACGACAGGAGCAGCAGGAGCAGAUGGUGAGGGCAGUGUCUGACCUGGCCAGCGAGCAGCUGAAGCGCUUUGAUGAGCUGAAGGAGCUAAAGCAGCAUCAGGAAUUCCAGGAUUUGAAAGAAGUAAUAGAGAAGAGCUCAAAGGAAGCUCAGGGGCAGCAGGAGAAGUUGAAGGAAGAACACCGACACAGAGCAAAGAUACUGAACCUGAAGCUGCGUGAGGCCGAGCAGCAGCGGCAGCGCCAGGAGGAGCUGGAGCGUCUGCGUAAGGAGGAGGGAGAGGAGAGGCUGCGUCGCCUUUAUUCCAUCCAGGAGGAAGUGCUGCAGCUCAAUCAGCAGAUUGAUCCCAAUUAUAGGCACAAGGACUUGCCAAAAAUUGAUCUUUCUGCAUACAGUAAUCGUGGCAACCAGAUCUGUGGGCUGGUGUCAGGGCUCAUCCGUACCACCAGUGAGAGAGGUCUCCCCACUCCAGCAGACGUGGCCAGCACUGAGCGAGCGCUGCAGGAGAUGCGGGAGCUGAUUGCCAGCAUGCAGCAAGAGAUCACUGCAGCAGUGGAGGAGAAAAAAAGAAGUGAAAAGGAAGAGAGCCAGAAGCAGAAAGAGUUACUGAAAAAAGAGCAGAUGAAGGCUCAGACAUCUGCCCCUGCAGAGCAGCUAGGGGGCAAGCAGCAGAAGGAAGGACUUCAAGUUAAGGCAGAUGAAAGUAUCAUGCAGUGGUACCAGCAGCUUCAAGAUGCUUCUGAGCAGUGUGUGGCUUCUUUCAGUGAAAUCAGCAACUGCAAAGACAACAGUGAGGUUAAAAAGAUAAAAACAGACUUGCAGAAAGCAGCUACCAUCCCUGUGAGCCAGAUCUCUACCAGAUCAGGCACUAAGCUGAAAGAGAUAUUUGAGAAGAUUGAUAACCUGCUCUCAGGAAAGGCUGUUCAGACUGGAGGGCGUGUGGUGUCAGUGACUCAGCAUCCACAGGGUCUGGAUUUUGUUUAUUACAAACUUGCUGAGAAAUUUGUGAAACAGGGAGGAGAAGAAGUAGCUGCUCACCGGGAUGCAGCUUUCACAAUUGCUGUUGUGGCCUCAGGAAUCUGGGAAUUACACCCUCGAGUUGGAGACCUCUUUUUAGCUCAUUUACACAAAAAGUGUCCUUAUGCUGUGCCAUUUUACCCUGCAUUGAAAGAAGGGACUUCUGUGGAAGAGUACCAGAGGAUGCUUGGAUAUGAAGUCAAGGAUUCCAAGAUAGAAGAGCAAGAUCAUUUUCUAAAGCGAAUGUCAGGAAUGAUUUGUCUUUAUGCUGCUAUCAUUCAAGUCCAGUGGCCUCAUGGAAGCAAACAAGGGAAACAUCCUCAUGGGCUGAACUAUGGGUGGCGUUGGCUUUCUCAGAUGUUGAAUAUGGAGCCUCUGGCAGAUGUGACAGCUACACUUCUGUUUUGUUUUCUGGAGGUGUGUGGAAAUGCUCUCCUGAAUCUGUAUAAAGCUCAGUUCUGGAAAAUGAUGAUAUUUAUCCAAGAAGACUACAUCCCAAGAAUUGAAGCAAUUACCAGCUCUGGACAGAUGGGCUCUUUAACACGUCUCAAGCAAUUCUUGGAGGAAUGUCUACAGCAGAAGAAAAUUCCAGUACCAAAGGGUGCUCUGAAGCCUUCCUUUUGGAAAUCAUAAAUCAGUUUGUGUUUCUUCCCCCCUGGAUGUCAGUGCUUUCAGACCUGGCUUCCUGUUUACAUGUGAAGGCAAAUUUUGUAUAUAGAGGAAUAAGGAGAAAAUAUUCCAUCAGACUUCUAAUCUUUAGUUCAUCAAGAAUUAUGUUGGGCAGAACAAACUCGUGUUUAAUUUGUUGCAAAUAAUUGGAAGUUAUUCUUGGCUUUGGAUUUUUAUAUUUUUCUGUAUAAAAAGAAGAGGUUUUAAAUAUAGUUUCCUGAUGACCUCUGGGCUUCAGAGGUUAGGGACUCUUGGACUGAAAAUUUGCACAGUGCUCUUCUGUUCCUGGAAAUAAAAUACCUCACAGCUUUAUGCAGUCUUAAGACAAGACUCAAUAUCAGAAACAUAUCAUUAGAACUUUAUUUUUGUAUUUAUUACAUCUGUCUUUUUUAAUUCAGUUUUAAUUAUUCUGACAUACUUGCAUCUUGUUUGUCUCAACAUCUUCAUACCACAGUGAGACUGGUGAAGGCAUUUGGCCAAGCAGUGUUGAACUCUUGUUGAGUGUAACUUUGCUCCCAGACAGUACUUCCAGUUUGAGAGAGGUAGACUCACUGUUGUGAAAGGUUUUUAAAGGUAAUAGUAACUUCAUGGGGGAAGAGCACAGUUCCUGAAACUAAUUACAGAAAUUCUGUGUCUUACCCAUCAGAUAGAUGGAAGUUAAUAAUCCUUUUCCUUACUUGAAGACAAAAAAAAGUGGCAAAAUGGUACAUUCAUUUUAGUACUUCUGCUCAUGUUCUGCCAUCAUUUGAGGGGGAAAUGGUCUGCUUGGGUUACCUAAAGGGGUGUUUUAUAGUUCUUUUUAUGUAAAUGUUAUGUAUAUUGUAAAACUUUUGUACCAAUGGUGGACUAUUCUGAGAAUAGUUCAUUCUUGAUGUCUGUUUAAAUUAAUAUUAAAGUUUGAUAUUUUUCUUUCUAUGUAAUCUGAAGCUGAUGCAGUUUGUUUUUUUUCUCUGGAAGAGGGAUAGUCAAGGAAAAUCUACUCCUUCUUGGUGAAUACAGGAGGUAGAUAGCACAGGAGAUAAAAGUGAUCAGAUUUUUCUGAUUUAUUAUGCUCUGUCCUUGAAGUAUUUUGGUUGCCUCAAAGAUGAGAAGGUUUGCUUCCAAGUUCUAGAAGGUAGUGUAUUAUUUUUGCAAUUUACUAUUGCUAGUUAAAAUUAUAUUUACCAGGUCAAGUUUUUUUUUAUUCCUAAAGGCACUGGAAUUUGAAUCUGUAAAAAGCAAAGUUGAGGCCAUAUGAAAAUCCAAAUUUGACUUCUGUGUAGCUCUUGAGAUUUCAGAGAAGAGAUUGUAACACAUACUUUGGAACUCAGGCCUUUAAAAACCUUUAAACUUGGCUUCAAAAUUAACUGGUAAGUAGGUUAAAAUUGUAUUUGCUUUAUAUAUUUUGUCCACGGACUCUGGAAUUCUUUAGGCUGGUGCUAGCAGUGAUUGUUCUGGGCUACUGGAAAUCUUCCCCAGGUAUCUUUUUACCAGAUAACACUGAUAUUAGUAUGCUAGAAAAUGCUCAGGGUUUUCUUUAUGUUGAGUAGAGAUGUUUUAAUUACAUCUUGCUUAUCUACAGCUAAGCUGGAGACUCACUUUGCCAGGAUACUAAUUGGUAUGGUCUGUUAGAUGCAAUUGUCUGCCUGUGCCAGACCACAGGGAGUGAUUUGAU
Molecule: messenger RNA, 3835 nt
Organism: Calypte anna (Anna's hummingbird)
Lineage: Eukaryota; Metazoa; Chordata; Aves; Apodiformes; Trochilidae
Gene: GLE1
Product: GLE1 RNA export mediator
Exons: 16
Coding region: 22-2145 (707 amino acids)
Biological process (GO): regulation of translational termination; poly(A)+ mRNA export from nucleus; regulation of translational initiation
Cellular component (GO): nuclear pore cytoplasmic filaments; nuclear pore; cytoplasm
Molecular function (GO): inositol hexakisphosphate binding; translation initiation factor binding; phospholipid binding
Source: RefSeq, a predicted model, not a curated record